AUGCCCACGAUCGGAGUCUUCCCCGCCGCCGGCGCCCUGGGCACCAGCACCAUCAACCAUCUCGUCAAGCUCGUCCCGGCGUCCGAUUUGAUCCUCGUGGCGCGGAAGCCGGACAACGACCACCUGGCCGAGCUGGCCCGCGCGGGGGCGACCGUCCGCCGGGCCGACUACGAGGAGCCGAGCACCCUGGACCGUGUCUUCGACGGGGUCGAUGUGCUGCUGUUGAUUUCCUAUGCGUCGAUUGAGAUCCAGUUUCGGUUCGAGGCACAUAAACACGCCAUCGACGCGGCGCGGCGCAGCGGCGUGAAGCACAUCUUCUACUCGUCGCUGGGAUUUGCGGGGGAUCUGGAGACGAGCAGCGUGGCGCACGUGAUGAAGGCACACCUCAAGACGGAACGGUAUCUGGCAGAGUUACAGUCCUCAUCAUCCAGUACUCAAUUUACCUAUACGGCGGUGCGGGAGGGGAUCUACUCGGAGUCGUUCCCGAUCUACACGAGCUGGUUCAAUCCCCACCACCCGGCGGAUGAGGUGGCCAUCCCGCAUGCCGGCGACGGGCCCGGGGUGACCUGGGUGAAGCGCGACGAGCUGGGCGAAGCCACGGCGAAGCUCGUCGUCGAUUACACGAAAAGCCCGCGCGAUUUUCCGUACCUGAACCGCGUGCUGCUGCUCUCAGGCCCGCGGGAGAUCUCGCUGCGGGAGACGGUCGAGAUCCUGGGUAGGCAGGUCGGGAAACCCCUCAAGAUUCGGGAGAUCUCCAUGGAUGACUAUGUCAAGCUGCCGCAGCAUGGGAAGAAGUUCUUUUAUCAUGGGAUUGAUCUGACGAGGGAGUGGGCAACGGCAUGGGAUGCUAUUCGGCGCGGAGAGACGGCUGUCGUCUCGCCGCUCCUGGGCCAAAUCCUGGGUCGCGAGCCGGAAAGCUUCGAGACCACGGUCAAGGCUUUGUGUGAUGGUAGCGUGUCGCUGGCUGAUCGCAGGUACUAG
Aspergillus aculeatus ATCC 16872 is the source of this 981-nucleotide messenger RNA. RefSeq lists its product as uncharacterized. NCBI's taxonomy places the organism in Eukaryota, Fungi, Ascomycota, Eurotiomycetes, Eurotiales, Aspergillaceae. The transcript has 2 exons. The record is from RefSeq and is a predicted model, not a curated record. Bases 1 to 981 code for a protein of 326 amino acids.